Sorex araneus (European shrew) is the source of this 11439-nucleotide messenger RNA. RefSeq names its product zinc finger protein 70 (gene ZNF70). Gene Ontology annotation, molecular function: RNA polymerase II transcription regulatory region sequence-specific DNA binding; DNA-binding transcription factor activity, RNA polymerase II-specific. Gene Ontology annotation, cellular component: nucleus; cytoplasm. The record is from RefSeq and is a predicted model, not a curated record. The transcript is spliced from 2 exons. NCBI's taxonomy places the organism in Eukaryota, Metazoa, Chordata, Mammalia, Eulipotyphla, Soricidae. Gene Ontology annotation, biological process: negative regulation of apoptotic process; negative regulation of cell differentiation; negative regulation of DNA-templated transcription. The coding region runs from base 225 to 1571 and encodes 448 amino acids.
UCCGGGCGCCCUGGCGGCCGCGGGCUCCGCGUCAGCAGCCGCGGCGGAGCGAGGCCGCGUCGGCCGCGGGUUGGAGCAGCUCAGGUGCGGCCCCGCCCCUCCAGCCAGCGGCCCCGCCCCGGCCCAGGUGAGCGGCCCCGCCUAGCUGCAGGUUGUGAGAACAGUGUGUCCCAAAGAAGAACAUCUUUUAACACCUAGUCAUUGGGGAUGAUAGUAGAUUCCCAAUGGAGGUUCCCCCAGCAACCCAGCUCGGUGAGACCUUUGUGUUUGAGGGUGGGUUGGCGAUGCAACAAGACCUUUUCCCAGAGGAGGACCUGGGGGACCCUUUUCUUCAGGAAAGGGGUUUAGGGCAAAUGGCUGUUAUCUACAAGGAGAUCCCUCUUGGGGAACAAGAUGAGGAACCCGAUGAUUAUGAGGGCAAUUUCAGCCUGUGCUCGAGCCCCAUUCCGCCUCAGACUUUGCCCCCGUUAGACAGAUCCCAGGAUGAUGAAAUAUUUGACCAAACCUUCCUCCCCAAAUCAGACCUUAGUCCAUUUAAGAUUAUCCAUGGUGACGGAGAACCCAGUACACAGGAUGGCGAGAAGGUAGGCAGGGUAAACUCGGGACCUCACGAGCCCCGCAGGACCGCACAGCCAGCCAAGCCCUACGCGUGCCGGGAGUGCGGGAAGGCCUUCAGCCAGAGCUCACACCUCCUCCGGCACCUGGUCAUCCACACUGGGGAGAAGCCCUAUGAGUGCUGUGAGUGCGGCAAGGCCUUCAGCCAGAGCUCGCACCUCCUCCGGCACCAGAUCAUCCACACCGGGGAGAAGCCCUAUGAAUGCCAAGAGUGCGGCAAAGCUUUUCGCCAGAGCUCAGCCCUCGCGCAGCACCAGAAAACCCACACCGGGAAGAGACCGUACGAGUGCGGGGAAUGCGGGAAAGAUUUCAGUCGGAGUUCCAGUCUCAGGAAACACGAGCGAAUCCAUACAGGAGAGAAACCUUAUCAAUGUAAGGAGUGUGGGAAAUCCUUCAACCAGAGUUCGGGUCUGAGCCAGCACCGGAAAAUUCACACCCUGAAGAAGCCUCACGAGUGUGACCUCUGCGGGAAAGCCUUCUGUCACCGGUCCCACCUCAUCCGGCACCAGAGGAUCCACACGGGCAAGAAGCCCUACAAGUGCGAAGAGUGCGGGAAGGCCUUCAGCCAGAGCUCCAACCUCAUCGAGCACCGGAAGACCCACACUGGCGAGAAGCCCUACAAGUGCCACAAGUGCGGGAAGGCCUUCAGCCAGAGCUCCUCCCUCAUCGAGCACCAGCGGAUCCACACGGGGGAGAAGCCCUACGAGUGCGGCCAGUGUGGGAAGGCCUUCUGCCACAGCUCCGCCCUGAUUCAGCACCAGCGCAUCCACACGGGCAAGAAACCCUACUCCUGCAACGAGUGUGGCAAGGCCUUCCGGCACAGAUCGGCCCUCAUCGAGCACUAUAAGACCCACACCAGAGAGAAGCCCUACGAGUGCAAUCAGUGCGGCAAGUCCUUCCGGGGCAGCUCACACCUUAUUCGGCAUCAGAAAAUCCAUGCUGGGGAGAAGCUAUAGGAAGCAGAGCUCGGCUCGAAGCCUGUCAGGCGGUCCCAGGUGCGCCCUUGCCAGACUGCUUGAGUCUAGGACCCCCACUCACCUUCCCGACACAGAGCUGAAGGGGAAGGUGCCAGACCGAAAGCUCCCCGGCACACAUGUUGGCAGCAUGGCCCGCGUGGCUCCAGCCAGCUGUCCUCCCUAGGCUAACUCAGCGCAGGGGCGAGGCGGGCAGGGGCGGGUGAUAUGGCUUCAGAAACCGAGGGGCUCCAGAGCUGGCUUGAAGUUUUCUCAUUCUCACAUUUGACUUAAAUUUCACCCUAUAAUUUGCUUUUUCCAGAAUCCAGAAGGAAACAGACAAACAAAUCCACAGGGAAGAAGCUGAAUUAAAGUCUUGUAAAUGUCAGGUGACCUCUUUAGCGUUGCAAGUUCAGGUUGCAAGUCGAGUGCUUUAUAUGGAAAUGGUGUUUGCAGGCCAAAUCCACGGAAGAAAAUGCGUUCAGAAGCAGCUGUCUCCAGUCAGACACAAUCUGCUUGGCUUGGGUAUGUCUCAGGACAGCCGAACAGGUCUCAUGGAAUGAAGGGAGGUCUGGAAGAUUAGUUCCGGGGCUUGGGGUGAGCCUCUUUUUGCAGUUCAGGGGCUCAAACCCAGGGCCUCUCCCACACAAGGCCUGUGCUUUGUCUACCACGAAGCCUGCUGCCUGCCCCGGGCACUUGCUCUCUUCCCAUUCGGGGUUGGAGUGAAGGCAGUUCUGACACGUGGCUCUUUCCCAAUGGGACAGGGGUUUGGUCAUGCGAGGUGGAGAAAAUUAGAUGCCUAGUUCUGGCUCCACCCAGGCACUGGACCCCAUGGCCCUCCAGGAGGAACAGCCACGGGACCCAGGGACCCAAAGACAAGCAAGCCCCAUAUGCUAGGGCGCGGUUUUUUUUUUUUUUUUUUUUUUUUUUUUUUUGCUUUUUGGGUCACACCCAGCAAUGCACAGGGGUCACUCCUGGCUCAUGCACUCAGGAAUCACCCCUGGCGGUGCUUAGGGGACCAUAUGGGAUGCUGGGAUUUGAACCCGGGUCGGCUGCGUGCAAGGCAAACGCCCUACCCGCUGUGCUAUCAGUCCAGCCCCUAGGGUGCGUUUUUGACCUGUAUGGUCUGUCACUGCUGUGCAUCUUCCAGUGCCAGGAGGUGUGGCCAGCAGGAUGAGUCUCCAUCAUAUGGCCCAGGCGGAAGUCCCAGCUCUUUCCCCUUCCUUCUUGUGUGACCCAUGGGAGGACCAACUCUCCAUGUCCCCCUCUGUGGGUUGGGGAGAGGGGCCUGGUUGCACGCCUGAGGGCUGGUGCAAGGCCCCAGUUCACAACCUAACCGCAUACAAAUGCACUCUGGUAACUGAGAGUCAGAGACCCAGAGUGACCCCUACCUCACCCUGGAAAGCUUCCCCAUAUGUUCCAGAGACAAGGGGACUUGCAGCAGACCCUUAUUCCACCAGAAGACCCCCUUACCCUAAUGCUUGUGACAUCCCAUAGAGAGAUUCCCUGGAAGCCACCCCAAGUCUCCCCUGGGCAGCAGUGGGGUCCUUGUCACUGGACCUGUCACUAGGCUGUCCACUGGGGUUGGCUCACCUGGGGGCUGCUAAAGAAGUACCAGGAUCAAUGUACAGCGUGUGUAUUCACAGCUCCCCGGGGGAGCACAGGUUGUGAGCACGACCCUGAGAGGUGUCAGGCCUGUGUUCUGGACGGCAGGGCUAGAAGCUGUUCCCGUCCCCCCAGUACUCGGCAGCUGGAGGGGUCUGGGCUGAUAGGUGCUAGUCAUGGUUCGUGGGGGCUGGCGUGUGGUGGUGGUGAUGGGCCCCCAGGGGAGGUUCCUUUGUGUGCUGAGUUUCCCCGGUGCUAGUGGGGGGAUGAGCUAGUCUGAGCUACUUUGAAGUUCUCAUAAGUUUAGGGCUGAAACCUCUGGUCAUUUUAGAAUUCCAACUUGGCAAUCAGGUGUAGUUUUACUAAAUAAAAAAUGGAAGUCUAAAUGUCUUUGAGCAAGUGAGGCACAGUGGGCCUGAGAACUUCCGUCAUUAUUUUUGUGUUAAUUGUCGGGGCCCACCUUUGGGGGCCAGCCAGUCCAUGUGAGCCCACAGAGUCACUCUAGGCAGUGCUCAUGGUGCCAUGCAGUGGCCACGCACAUUCAGGGCAUUUGCCCUGCCCUGGGGCCGAACCCCGGCGCUGGCCAGGUUAAGACAGCAGGUAUGCUAGGCUGGGGGCACAGAGGGAGCCGUGUGAGAAUACAGCCCUUCGCUGGUGAGUAUGUGAAGCUUUUUUGUUUUGUUUUGGGCUAUGUACCCGGCUAUGCUCAGAGCUUACUCCUGGCUCUGUACUCAGGGAUCACUCCUGGCAGACUCGAGGGACCACCGGGGAUCAAACCCAGGUUGGCCCCGUGCAAGGCGAGAGCCCUCCCUGCUGUACUAUCUCCAGCCCUCGAGUAUGUGAGCCAUUAGGCGCAGCUCCAGGGUCCAGCUGCACCACCAGCCAGGCUGGCCAGAUCAGCUGGUACCCAGGAUGGUUGCAGGUGGCCAUCAGUCACUGGGAACGGAAGGAAAGUGCCGAACGCCCUGCUUGGCACGGGCAGGACAGCAGGCCCGUAGACCUGCCUCCUGGGCAACCCCCAUCCCUCCACAGCCUUGUCCAGUCAUGGCCUCCUGGGGCAGCUGUUUGCUUCCUUUGUGUCACUCCCGCCCAGCUUUGCCAAAUUGAUUUUGUCAGAGCGUCUCAGCACAUGCCCCUGCUCUCCUCACACCCCGCCUUUGGAACCGUUCUUGUUUGUUCCAGCCAGCCUGGCCCAUCACUUCGAACCAGCCACAUGGAAUGCAGAUGCACAGGCGUCCACUGCAUGCCCAGCUUCUCUCAACUCAUUUUAUGCUCUUCUGGCAUUUAGGACUGUGCACUUUCUCCUCCCCCAGACCCAGAGCUCUUUUCCUUAACAAUUCGUGUGACACCAGGAUUUGGACCACCUUUCUGAAGCGCUGAUGGAUUCUCACAGAACCAUGGUAAAAAAGGCACUUUUCUCUUUCGACAGUGGGAGCGAACCUCAUUCCUUCUGCUCAGAUUCUUUCAGCUAUAGUAUCUCUUUUAUUUAAUUUAUUUUUUUUUUUUGCUUUUUGGGUCAUACCUGGCAAUGCAUAGGGGUUACUCCUGGCUCUGCACUCAGGAAUUACUCCUGGCAGUGCUCAGGGGACCAUAUGGGAUGCUGGAAAUCGAAUCCGGGUCAGCUGCGUGCAAGGUAAACGCCCUACACGCUGUGCUAUCGCUCCAGCCCCAUAGUCUCUUUUAAAACUCAUUUAAGUUCUCAGUGUAAUGGUAAAAGAGAUCAUCCUUCUAUUUUAAUUGCCCUUGAAUUUAGUUGUCUGCUUUUGUGUGCUUGUGUGUGUAUAUAUGUGUGUGUGUGUGUGUGUGUAUAUACAUAUAUAUGUUUUUUUUCAUUUUGUAGUAGAUGUUGAGUCUUAUAAAAUUCAACUCUUGCUUUUGUCUACUAGUUAGAUUUUUGUCAAAUAGAAUUUUUCUGUUAUUUUUUCCCCCUGGCUUAUUGGUUUAUACUUCUGAGGUUAGUUAUUUUGAUAUAGUUAGUAGUAUUUUAAAAUAUUUUUAAUAAAUAUGCACUUUGGUUUAUGAGUUUUUUUCUAAUAAGGCUUUUUUUUGUACUCCAUAAAUUCCACAUGUGACCUUUUUUUGUUACCAUAUUAGAAAUUACCUUAUGCCCAGAUGUUUUUCUUGAAAAAAAAAUUUUUUUGAGGUGCACAUCAGGCAGUGCUCAGGACUAUUCCUGACCAUGUUCAGGGGACCAUACAUGGUGCCAGCGAUCAUGGUUGGUCACAUGCAAGGCGAGUACUUUAACCUCUAUACUUUCUCUCUGGCCCCAUUUUACGUUUUUGGGGGGCUACACCCAGUGGUGCUUGGGCAGCCCUAUGGUGCCAGGGAUCAAACCUGGGGCAUCUGCAUUCCGAGUAUUCACUCUGGUCUGUUGCGCUUUCUCCCUGCCUCCUUGAUCACUGUAUCACUGUCUGUCGUUGCUCAUUGAUUUGCUCGAGCAGGCACCAGUAACAUCUCCAUUGUGAGACUUGUUACUGUUUUUGGCAUAUCGAAUACACCACAGGGAGCUUGCCAGGCUCUGCUAUGUGAGCAAGAUACUCUCGGUAGCUUGCUGGGCUCUCCGAGAGGGACAGAGGAAUCAAACCCAGGUCGGCCGCGUGCAAGGCAAAUAAAUGCCCUACCCGCUGUGCUAUUGCUCCAGCCCAAUAUUCAGCCUCCUUGAUAUUGUUACUUUUUAAAAAACCUUCCAAGUAAUAAAUGCUUAGGUCACUACUAUUAUUUCUUGCUGUACUGUGGUGUCAACAUUCCUAAGAGUUCAUUUCACGUCUUUGGGCCUGAGUUCGUUAUCAGUGUUUACAAAGCAUUUGUGUACUCUCAGAUGUAUUUUUCACUCCUUCAGUUCUAUUAGCUCAGUUUUGAAUAUGACCUAAUGCUCUUCAUAACUGUUUCAUAAAGAGUGAGUACAGCAGGUAGCGCUGGUGCUCACCUUGCAUGCAGCUGACCCGGGCUCGACCCCCAGCAUCCCUCACAGCUCCCUGCGCCUGGCCAGGAGCCAUCCCUGAGUUCACAGCCAGGAGUAAGCCCCGAGCAGAGCUGGGUGUGGCCCAGAAAACCAAGCCAAAACAAAAAUAUUAAAAGUGAUUUUAUGCCAAUCCAUACUUGCUCUAACUUCUGUUUGCUUCAAAGUUCUUAAGCUGGAGUCCCUGGCUUGCCUGAGUCUGCUGAUGUGCCUGAGCAUGGAGAGUUUCAGAGGUCAUGGGCCUGAGUGACUGGACAAAGUGGUGUGGAUAUGUAUUGAAUGGCUUGUUCUCAGGGGGUCUGUAGCAGGCACCUCAUUUUUGGUUGCACACAGUCGGCCCAGGUUUGCUCCCUGGGUCCCAUUCACCUCAUUUUUGGAGGGACUCUUUGACCCCCAAAUAGGUAAUGCUCAUUUACCUGAUAUGAUCAUAGUCUUAAUUUUUUGCUUUUCUCUUUAUGAAUUUCAAUUUCACUUAAAAUGUUUCCUUUCAUCUAUGUUGUUUAUUCAUGUGCUGUUGUCUCAAAUCCUUGCUGAGAAAUAGGCAGGAUAUAACUUAUCAGUUAAAUUGGAGACAUAUAUAUUUAACAAUGAUAUAUUGAAAAAUUGUGCCUUUUAGUGCCUUCUUUGCCUCUUAAUGUUUGUAACUUCUUUCCAAACAUCGUAAUCAAAGCCCUUGUUUUACAAAAAAAUUUCCCUCCAUAUUUUACUUAAAAAUCUUGUGUAUUUAUUAUAUACCUAUAUAACUUAUAAAUAGCACAUUAUAUUUUGUUUUCUGAUUCUGAAUUAUUUUUCUUGUGUAAGAAUUUCUGUCACCAGGGCUGGAGUGAUAGCACAGCGGGUAGGGCAUUUGCCUUGCACGCGGCCGACCUGGGUUCGAUUCCCAGCAUCCCAUAUGGUCCCCUGAGCACCGCCAGGAGUAAUUCCUGAGUGCAAAGCCAGGAGUAACCCCUGUGCAUCACCAGGUGUGACCCAAAAAAGGAAAAAAAAAGAAUUUCUGUCACCAGCAUUAUUAUGUAGACUUAAGCAUCAUUUGUUUCCAUUUUACUAUUUUCAUAUAUAUUUGCUCAUUUAUAACCCAAAAAGGUCACCUUCAUUUCCUCCCCAGCCCUCAGUCUCUGUGUCUUGCUUAUGUGUUUAAAAUUCCAUUUUUGAGUGGAUGAGAAGCUGCCCCUUGGGUGUACGUGCUGGCUCUUCCUCUCAGUGCUCUGAACCCACAGCCUCUGGCUUCAGGUCCUUGGCUGUGAGGUGAUGGAAUGAUGCCACCUCACAGCCCUGUGGGGCUCAGAAGUGUAAGGGACACAACCAGAUGCCUCUGUGUGGCAAUAGGUGUCCUGCAGUAUUUUCCAUUAAUGUUCUAUUUUCACUCCCAAAGUCCUUCCUUUCAACAUAACUUUGAACGUGACCUGGCAUUUUGUGUUUUUAGGAAAGGCUCCAGGUGCGAUUAUGAACUGUCCCAGCCCUGCCCCGCCUUUUCUGAGUGGACCUGCACAGUCAUUUGAAGGAAGGUGGGGAUCCUGCCUGUGUGCCCCCGCCUAGCUUCCAUCUGCUGCAGGCCGGUCCCCUCUCCCUUCUCCCUUCCUAACGGGGGGGGGGGUAUGGGUGUCCAUAAAAUAGCAGACGGUCAAGAGGAGGGCCUCUUCCGGCCACCCCUGUUUCAGUACCCAUUCCUAUUUUGUGGGAGAAGCAGCUAUGGAUGUUGUGUGGGGCACCAAGAUUUCUCAGACGCAGCAAGUGUUUGGAGUCACCACGGGCAAAGGUGGAAACUAAAUGCCCAGGGUCACUCAAAUCUUGGGGACUUUCCACAGGUGAAGGUAUUUGCCAGGGUAUCAUCAGUACAUUGGCACUGGGAGAGAGAUCUUUCCUUGGGAGACGGGGGGAGGGAAGGGAACCCCAUCUUCAGUAUCUGAUAACCCAGGAAACCAAAUCAGAGGCCGAGCGCUGGCCAGGUGCUCCCCGCUCUGGAGACUCCCACUUUUGCUCCCACCCUGCACAAGCCCACCUGGGGCCUUGGCUGUCCGCAUCUCCCUCCACUCCCCGCUCUUCCUCCCCGUGUCCCCUCAGCGGUCUGUGGCGCCCUCUGGUGGAAGCCUGCAAGCAUGUGAAGAGCUGAGGCUGCCCUGGAGGUAGGCAGGAGCACCUGAUUGUCCUCUGCGAACCUCAGUCUUCCCUCUCUGGGAACCCCACAACUGAGAAGGGGGUCAGAAGCAGUCAGCAGUCGAGUGGUCGUGUACCCCUUCCUCAGUCCUCACAUAGCCGCAUCUCUUGGAAAAGGCAACAGCAUCUUGUGUGUUUCUGCGCUGGUCUGUUCCUAGGACUCCAGACACCCUGAAAAGCAAAGAACUGUCCUGGCACGGGGUAAGGGGGUGCCGCGGUGGCACGGACGCCUUUGCUGUGGUCUGACCAUCUUGACUCCGAGCCCGGAGUUGAGUGCUGCCCCCUCGACUUCUCACUCCCUGGUCCUCCAAGUGCUGCCCUAACUAUCCUGGGGCUGGCCCACCAUCCAUUCCUGUUCGUGGCCCCCCCUCACAGUCUGCGGGGACUUUCCGCUCUGCCAUCUGUAGUGGUCACUCUCUUCCUCAGCUACCCUAGCUGCAGGACCAUAUGGGAGCCCCCACUAGGGCUGACACCCGUCCUCUCUGUAAGGGUUUUUGUUUCCUGCCAUGCCAGUGUCCCUGUGCCCUACCAUGCCUUCCUGAGCCAGGGGUCAGAGCAGUAGUACAGUGGGCAGGGCAUGUGCCUUGCAAGCACUGACCUGAUUUUGAUCCCAGCACUGCAUAUGGUCUCCAAAGCACAGCCAGGAAUAAUCCCUUGAAGUGCAGAGCCUGGGAUAAGUCCUGAGCGCCACCAGGUGUGGCCCCAAACCAAAAGAAAACAAAACAAAAGCAACCGUAAAUCCACCUGGGGCCAGAGAGAUAGCACAGUGGGUAGGGUGCUUGCCUCGUGUGCAACUGAUUUACUUCAAUCCUCGGCAUCCCCUAUGGUCUCCUGAGCACUGCCAAGAAUUAAUUCCCGAGUGCAGAACCAGGAGUAACCCCUGAGUGCCCCCAGGUGUGACCCAACAACAACAACAACAAAAAUAAACCAAAUGAAAAAGAGCUUGUGCCGAAGAGGGAAGGGGCUGGGGGUGGGGGCUGGGGGUGUCCGUCUCUUCAGGGGCUCCAUUCUGAGGCCAGGCUCCAGGCCACACACCUCUGUCCCCCUGUGCGGCAUCCUGGGCCUCAGGUGCAGCUGACCCAGGAAGGUCAAGGUUGGAGCAGUGGGGACUGGAAGACAGAGAGAGAGCCUGGGAAACUGUCUCUGCAUCUGCACCUCCCCGUUAAGCUCCCCCAGGUCACACGGUCUUCAUGCACCCCGCAGUCUUCCCCCCAGCACUCGGCUGUAGCUCUGCUGCCCCCGCUUGCUCCCGGACUGACUUGAGACCAGGUGCUCUGUGUGUCUCAAGCAGAGCCUCGCAAUGACCAGAACUUUUCUUUGUUUUGGUUUUUUUUUUUGGCUUUUUGGGUCACACCCAGCGAUGCACAGGGGUUACUCCUGGCUCUGCACUCAGGAAUUACCCCUGGUAGUGCUCAGGGGACCAUAUGGGAUGCUGGGAAUAGAACCCGGGUGGGCUGCAUGCAAGGUAGAUGCCCUCCCCGCUGUGCUAUCGCUCCAGUCCAACCAGAACUUUCUUGCUCCUCACUUGUUCUUUGUUUUCGUGGCCAUGGGCCUCUGCAAACGUUGUGAGGGAAAACUGCCCUGCCACUUACGGAGAAAGGGGCGUGAAGAGAGGUCGAGAAUGGAGCUGGGGGAACUGCUGGGUCUCCUCUGAUUCCUCCAUGCAGCCCCCUUUCGGGGGAGUCCACGGGUGUGGGAGGCUCCCAGGGGCCAAGGCAGAGAUGGGGAGUCCAAGUCCCUUCCCAGGACUCGGGCUUCUGCAGGAGGCCCAGCCGCUGCCUCUCCUUGGUGUGUCCCCAAGAGCAGACCUGCUGGCUUUGCCCCUUCCUUUUGCCGCUGCCAUUCUGCGAUCUGAGCCGCCCAGCUCUACCUGUGGGGACCCAGAAAGCCAAGCUCGGGGGCUGCUCCCCGUCAGUGGAGAUGUUUACAUAUCAUGCAAGGCCAGAGAAGUCAUCCAACCCGGCAGCCCCGUGGCGUUGAGGACAGAACUCAAGAGGGCAGAACUCUCUCUUCAAGCACAUGCCGAGACAGGAAGCAAGCACCAAAGAUCUGGAAGGGCUGAAGCACAGCCUUUGUUCUUGGAGUGCAACACAGUGAUGCUGGAACCCGCUCGUGAGGAGCAUGGGGUGGUGUGUCUUCUUUGCGUCAGGAUCCACCGAACCAGAAAUCCACCAGCAAACAUUUGUCUUGUGCUGCUUUGGACUCUGCUGGUAUAGGUCAUUCUGGGGAGAACUUUAGCCAGAGACAAAGAUACGGUCCUAGGCCACCUUGGAUGUGUGUGUGUGUGUGUGUGUGUGUAUUUUUAAAUCAGUGAACAAUGGAUAUGGAGUGAUCAGGCCUGACUGUCAGGGAUGUUGGGGUGCUGCUAUGCUGUGGUGAUGGAGGGGGUAGUGUUUGCACUCCUCAGAGCCUCUGGGUACCUUCUUGUCUGUGAUGACAGUUAAUCCUGACUGCACCCCCCACCCCUGCUUCAGUCAGCAGCGCUCUCAGCCUAGGCUCUGGGAAUGAGGUCUGUGUUACCCUAACCAAAGGAAGCUUGAUCAGCCGGGAGUUUGCUGCAGGCAGAGGGAAUGUGGACAGAUGUGGCAGCGAUGGCCGAGGGCCACAGGAGUGGUCCUAAAAGAGUCUAGAGUGGUUGUGAGUUUUCUCAUUUUGCACAAACGUGUCGGUGGAGACACCCCUUAGGGCCAUUUCCCACCGUCUAACACCAGAAACCUUAAAGAGUGGAUACCUAUUUUGGUAUCUAAGCUGAUAGAGUAGAGGGGUUGACAAAGGUUUGACAAAGAUUUUUGUUGCUUCACCAAACUUUGCUCCAUCUCCUUUCUCAUAUGCUCCUCUGUGCACUUUCUUGUAAACUUACAUUUUAUGAAGAACUUGCUAAUUUGGUUCAUCAGAUCUCCGCCAAUCUUCCCCUGCCCCCUCGCCCGCCUCGCCCCGCCCUCCAGCUUGACGUCUGCCCAGGUUCCUCGCCCCACCAUUGCCUGGGGGCCAUCUGAUAGAGCUGACCAACCUUCAGCCACGAAGUCUCUUGGAUCGGCUUUGCCAGCACCACCUCCUUUCUCCGUCCCUUGCCUCCCCAUGUUUCCGACCCUCCUUUUGCCUACUGCAGUAGUUCAUGAAUAAAAUGUUUAAUUUCAAUAUUUACAACUGCCA